AUGAUGUUAUUCAGAAAGAGGAAUAAAACGGAGGGUGACGUCGCACCGCCGACGACCGACACCACUGUAUCACCACAAGCGAGCAAGACCGACGAUGACCUCAAGAAAGAGGACCAGAAACAGCCUGCGCAGGCUCCCGCAGCUACCUCUACGGCGCAGUCAAUACAGUACCCGACCGGCGUGAAGCUGUUUCUCAUCAUGUUCUCACUCCUCGUCACCAUGUUUCUCGUCGCAGUGGACCGCCUAAUCAUCGCCACAGCCAUCCCCAGAAUCACCGACGAAUUCAACUCCGUGACUGACAUUGGCUGGUACGCCAGCGCUUACCUCCUCACCAGCUGUGCCUUCCAGCUAUUCUUCGGCAAGCUCUACGCCUUUUACAACGUCAAGGCCGUCUUCCUCGUCUCCGUUUUGCUCUUCGAGAUCGGUUCCGCCAUUUGCGGUGCGGCGCCCAACUCCAUCGCCUUCAUCAUCGGCAGGGCCAUUGCUGGCAUUGGCGGUGCGGGUAUUAGUUCCGGUGUCAUUAUCAUCAUGGUCCAUUCCAUCCCACUGCACCGCCGCCCCAAGUACCAAGGUCUGUUCGGUGCUGUUUUCGGCGUCGCGUCCCUCGCCGGGCCGUUGUUGGGAGGAGCCUUCACGACGGAGGUCACCUGGCGCUGGUGCUUCUACAUCAACCUGCCUCUCGGCGGCGUUGGCGUCUUGGUGAUUAUCUUUCUCCUUAAGCCGCCUGCCCCGGCUGGCGGCGGCAAGUUAUCCUUGAAGGAUAAGAUCAAGCAGCUGGAUUUCCUGGGAACGUCUGUUAUUGUCCCCGGGACGGUGUGUUUGCUUCUUGCGCUGCAGUGGGGAGGCGUCAAGUACACCUGGAAUAGCUCUCGCAUCAUCGCCCUUCUAGUCCUCACGGGGGUCCUCUUCCUCGCCUUCAUCGCCGUCCAGAUCCUCCGCCCCGACACCGCCACCGUCCCCCCACGCAUCAUCCGCCAGCGCUCCAUCGCCUUCGCCGCCUUCGCCUCCUUUUGUCUCGGUGCCCAGGCCAUGAUGUUCACCUACUACCUUCCCGUCUGGUUCCAGGCCAUCAAGGGCUACUCUGCCGUCGACUCGGGUAUCCGAACCCUCCCCACUGUGCUCACCAUGAUGGUCUUCUCCAUCAUCACCGGCUCCCUCAUCUCAAAGAUUGGAUACUACACCCCCGUCAUGCUCUUUGGGUCCAGCCUCAUGUGCAUAGGCGCGGGUCUGCUCACGACGCUCAAAGUCGACAGCGGCGCGGCCCAAUGGGCGGGUUACCAGGUCAUCUACGGCAUAGGCAUGGGACUGUCGUUCCAGGCGCCCAACGUCGCCGCGCAGACGGUGCUGCAGCUGCGGGACGUGUCGGUGGGCACGAGCAUCAUGCUCUUCAUGCAGACCCUGGGCGGCGCCAUCUCCGGGGCGGUCGCGCAGAGCAUCCUCAGCAACGAGCUCGUCGACAGACUGCGCGCGAUCCCGGGGCUGGGGGGCCUGGACCUCCAGGGAGCCGGCGCGACGACGCUGACGCAUCUGCCCGACGACGUCAGGGGCCCCGCGCUGGAGGCGUACAACGAGGCGCUGAGGAUCGUCUUCGUCGCGGGCGUGUCCGUGUGCUGUGCUGUGGUCAUUGGGCCGGCGGGCAUGGAGUGGAAGAGCGUUAAGAAGGAGCAGCAGGCCAAGAAGAAGGCGAUGCAGGAUGCCGAGGCCGCUGCUGCUGCUGCGGCGGCGGCGGCGGCGGCGAAGACGUCGGCGGAAGCUGGUGUUCCUCCUGCUGUUGUCGACCCCGACGCGAGGAAAGAAAAGGAUGUCGAUGAGGGGAGUGAUGGGGGUGCUGGUGAUGAGAAGGAUACGAGUCGGGAUGAUGGUGUGAUGGGGAGUACGGAAAUAACGGCUGCGAAGGGUAGCUAG
Messenger RNA from Colletotrichum truncatum, 1905 nucleotides. RefSeq names its product MFS aflatoxin efflux. Lineage: Eukaryota; Fungi; Ascomycota; Sordariomycetes; Glomerellales; Glomerellaceae. The record is from RefSeq and is a predicted model, not a curated record. Gene Ontology annotation, cellular component: plasma membrane. Gene Ontology annotation, molecular function: transmembrane transporter activity. Gene Ontology annotation, biological process: transmembrane transport.